CGCGAACUCGCCUUAUGUUUACAAGCCGAAUUCAUUUCAGGCAAUUCUUGUUUGUACGUUUAUUAUGGUGAUACAAAUUGUUAUAUGAUAGUCAGGGUUGAGCUAGCAACGUUAUAAUGAUACCAAUAUUCGUUAGAAGUGGAUGCAGUUCUGCUCUAGUAUUCAACGCAAAAGAUGCAUGUACCUUACGGGAAAAGCACCGGAUCGUUGGUACAUUUGUUGGAUGUUUGCCUCGUGCACCAAGGCAGAACAGUCAACUUGGUUUACCUAUGCACUUACUGCCCGAAGAGGUUACACUAUUAGUUGAAUUAGGUAUUGCAAGGUUACUUAAUGCAGACCCUUUAUUAGUUGGGCCCACUGAGGAGGAUAAGCAAUUUUUUCAAGAAUCCAGGAAGGAAUCGUAUGUAAAACAGAGCGCUAAUCUUUUACACGAGAGAAAAGCACAGCUCAGUAAGUUGGCAGACAGAAUAACAGCUGGCAAGAUAGAAAAGAUGAAGAACCCAUAUCACAAGAAAACUCGAAAAGAAAAGAAAAAGCAAAAAUUGCAAUUAAAGACUGAGGGCUCCCACUCGAUGAAUAUUCACACAUCGAUAGAGGAUUCCUGUAAUGUAAUGAAAGAAUGUAUGGAAAGUGAGCCAUAUUAUAACAAUAGCAAGACAUCUACAGCUGAUAAUCCUAUUCCAAAUAAAAACCAAGGUGUUACUCAUGUAGAAGACAUAGAUGGGGAUGCUUUGAGCCCAGAGCAAUAUAGUGUAAUGAAGCAAAAGAUACUAGAGGAAAUGUGCCAGAAUCUGGAGCCACUACGUGCUGAUCAAGCAAUGGUACAGCAGUGGACAGAGAGUCCACGAUUGGCGACUAUAAAGCAACUGCCAAUUGACUGGGACUUUCCAUGCUCCCCUAUAGAGGGCCUGCGCUAUGCAGUAUAUAGUGACAUUUGGCAUCGAGGAUACUACCUUACAGUCGGAGGCAAGUUUGGUGGCGAUUUCCUGAUCUAUCCUGAUACUUUCGCUAGUUGUCAAGGAGACAUAUACACGAAGUGUGUUGGACAGCUGAGCGGGAUGCAUCGACAAAAAUUAUACCGAGAUGAGUACGGGCAUGGAACGACUGAGUCCGAGAUCACAGAAACAACACCCUUUGUAAAUCCCGGCUCGACAAGGUCCUCAGAUGGCGUUAGUGCAUAUGUAAAUAGUCAUUCAAACUACAAAACAGUAAAGAGAAUAAGGCGACAACUCAGUGCCUCCGAUGGCCUGCGCUCUGUUCUGGCAUGGCGAGAUCUGAAUGUUUAUGUAAAAGCCAAUGAGAAAGACAUUCUAGGAAGAACUGUAGGAAAGGCUACCAAGCAAAUACUUUACAAUGUUAGUGGGGUUAUACAGCCAGGCUGCCUUCUUGCUGUCAUGGGACCAAGUGGAUGUGGAAAGACAACACUACUAAAUGCACUGACAUGCCGUGAUAGGCAGUUGGUGUUAGAUGGUGACGUGACGAUCAAUGGCUGCAACAUUGGUGCUGCGGUCGCCGUUAUGUCUGGAUAUGUGCAGCAGGACGAUCUUUUUAUUACGAGACUAACUGUCAAAGAAACCCUCAUCUUUCACGCAAUGUUAAAGAUGAAAACGACUUUAUUACGCACAGAGAAAUUACAGCGAGUAGAGGAAGUGCUUUUAGAGCUCGUCUUAACAGUUCAGCGAUACAUAUGUUGGAACCAAGAUCUACAUGCAGGUUACAUAUCUAUUACAUGGUUUUCCUUCCAGAUUCUUAACAAUCCGCCCAUUCUAUUUUGUGAUGAGCCUACAUCGGGCCUGGACUCUUACAUGGCAGAAAACAUAGUCAGUGUGUUGGGGAGACUAGCAGCAACAAACAGAACAAUCAUGUGCACAAUUCACCAACCUUCAUCUCAAGUCUUUCAGAUGUUUGAUAGUGUUCUCUUCAUAACAGAAGGUAGGACAGCAUUUCUUGGUUCAAGGAAGGAGGCAUUGUCAUUUUUCCAUAGCCAAGGUUACCCAUGUCCGUCAGAUUAUAAUCCAGCCGAUUUCUUCAUUCAUAACCUGUCAAUUCGUCCAGGCAAAGAGGAUGGCUGCAAAGAAAGCACCAGAUAUAUCUGCAAUGCAUUCGAGGCAAGUGAACUCAACGAGAGGAUUAUGAAUCAGAUUUCCAAUGCAGAGUUCCGAGGAGAUAACUAUUCUAUGGCAGAGGUACAAGAUGAAUUCCUGGCCAAGAGCCGAAGGUAUAAGGCAGGGUGGUGUAGACAACUCUCAUUGCUACUGUGGAGGUCUUGCAGCACACAUUUACGGAACAAAUACCGCUGGAUAAUCAACAUAUGCCAAAGAAUAAUGGUGGCUAUUGUACUUGGCUUGCUGUAUCUACAAAUAGCAAGCACUAUCAACCAGACAUCUCUGAGUGGAAUCACUGGCUUACUAUUCUUGAUCGUUGUAGAGACUUGUUUCUCGAGCAUGUGGGGUUUAAUGCUGUCUAUUCCAGUGGAGACACCUAUAUUCUUCCGAGAAUACAAAAACGGCAUGUAUGGUGCUGCCCCAUACUUCAUCUCCAAGGUUGCAUCUAAUGCAAUCACACUCAUAGUAGAACCACUUACCUUUGUGAGUAUCCUGUACUGGAUGUCUGGACUGUAUGCUUCCUGGGAUGCCUACUUUACAGCCCUGGGUGUCUGCGUCCUCGCAUCAUUUGUCUCGGGCAUGUUUGGUUUCCUGUUUUCUGCAAUAUCAUCAAAUAUAACGGCUUUGACAACAAUGAUGGGCCUUGUAAACGUCACCCUGCUUUUGUUCUCUGGACUUUUCGUGCAGAUGACAACAUUUCCAAAAGCUGUGAGCUGGGUGCAAGAGGUUUCUUGGUUUCGUUUGGCUAGUGAAGCUCUCCUUAUAAACCAGUGGACCCGAAUCGACUACAUUGAAUGUGAAUACGAGUCUCUACCAUGUAAGCAAAACGGUUUGGAUGUCCUCGAGCAAUACAGCUUCAAGCCGACUCAGAGUUCUGAUGCUCUGAAAAGUAUCGGGAUCACUUAUCCGCCAUGA
Molecule: messenger RNA, 3020 nt
Organism: Priapulus caudatus
Lineage: Eukaryota; Metazoa; Priapulida; Priapulimorpha; Priapulimorphida; Priapulidae
Product: protein white-like
Exons: 24
Coding region: 117-3020 (967 amino acids)
Biological process (GO): tRNA splicing, via endonucleolytic cleavage and ligation
Cellular component (GO): plasma membrane
Molecular function (GO): ATP hydrolysis activity; tRNA-intron lyase activity; ATP binding
Source: RefSeq, a predicted model, not a curated record